GACACUGAGCCUCUCUUGCCCACCCACCAUUGAUUGGGCGACGUCUUUGACGAGCAAAACCACACAAGACUUUGACUUGCUCGUCUCUGCCGGGCGCCCCCUUUCUCUCCUCUCGCGCUCCCGCGUCAUCUCGCCUUUAAGAUCGUUGCCGCGUGCACCAACCAUCCUCCUCUCUUAGCUUCUUCUUCCUCUUGCGCCGCACGCCUCCGCCAUGGCUUAUAGUAGUUCCUGCCGCGGAAUCCUCCUCUUCCUCCUGGCCGCCGCGGUGCUCGUGGCCGGCGACGGCGGUGGGGUCGGGUUCGACCUCCACCACCGCUUCUCCCCCGUGGUGAAGCGGUGGGCGGAGUCCCGCGGCCGCCCCGCCGCCGCCGCCUGGUGGCCGGAGGGCUCCCCGGAGUACUACUCGGCGCUCUCCGCUCACGACCGCGCCCGCCGCGUGCUCGCCGGGGGCAAGGGCGAAUCCCUCCUCUCCUUCGCCGACGGCAACUCCACCACCCGCCACGCCGGAUCGUUGCACUACGCGAAGGUGGCGUUGGGGACGCCGAACGCGACGUUCGUGGUGGCGCUGGACACUGGCAGCGACCUCUUCUGGGUGCCCUGCGACUGCAAGCGCUGCGCCCCCAUAGCCAACACCUCCGAGCUCCUCAAGCCCUACAGCCCGCGGCAGUCGUCCACGAGCAAGCCGGUGACCUGCUCUCACUCCCUCUGCGACCGCCCCAACGCCUGCGGGAACGGCAAUGGCAGCUGCCCGUACACCGUCAAGUACGUCUCCGCCAACACCUCGUCGUCCGGGGUGCUGGUGGAGGACGUGCUGUACAUGACGCGGCAGAGCUCGAGCUCGAGGUCCGGCAAUGGCGGAAACGUCGGGGAGGCGGUGGGGGCGAGAGUGGUGUUCGGGUGCGGGCAGGAGCAGACGGGGGCGUUCCUGGACGGCGCCGCCAUGGAGGGGCUGCUGGGCCUGGGCAUGGACAGGGUGUCGGUGCCGAGCUUGCUGGCCGCCGCCGGGCUCGUGGGAUCCGACAGCUUCUCCAUGUGCUUCAGCCCCGACGGCAACGGCCGCAUCAACUUCGGCGAGCCCAGCGACGCCGGCGCCCAGAACGAGACCCCCUUCAUCGUCAGCAAGACGCGCCCGACGUAUAAUAUCAGCGUGACGGCGGUCAACGUGAAAGGGAAGGGGGCGAUGGCGGCAGAGUUUGCCGCCGUUGUCGACUCCGGCACGUCCUUCACCUACCUCAACGACCCGGCCUACUCCUUGCUCGCCACAAGCUUCAACUCGCAGGUCCGGGAGAAGAGGGCGAACCUGAGCGCGUCGAUCCCGUUCGAGUACUGCUACGCGCUGAGCCGGGGGCAGACGGAGGUGCUGAUGCCGGAGGUGAGCCUGACGACGAGAGGCGGCGCCGUGUUCCCGGUGACACGUCCUUUCGUCAUCGUCGCCGGCGAGACCACCGACGGGCAGGUCCACGCCGUCGGCUACUGCCUCGCCGUGUUCAAGAGCGACAUCCCCAUUGACAUCAUCGGCCGUACGUCUGAGAACUUCAUGACCGGCUUGAAGGUCGUCUUCGACCGGCAGAGAUCCGUCCUCGGCUGGACCAAGUUCGACUGUUACAAGAACAUGAAGGUGGAAGAUGACGGGAGCCCUGCGGCGGCGCCGGGCCCGAUGCCGGUGACGCAGCUGAGGCCACGGCAGAGCGACACGCCGUUCCCCGGCGCCGUGCAGCCCCGCUCGGCGGCCGGCCAUGCACUCUCUUCCUUCUCUCCGGCGAUGCUGCUCGUCACUCUUGUAGCUGCCGCCGCGGCCGUGCUCUGAGGACUGAUAAUCGAGGAUGCCGGUGGUCGGAGAACCAAAUGGCGUAGAUGUAUACAGGUAGGCGCUAGCUCAUCUUCAGAGAGAGAUUUACAGGAGGAUAUAGAUAUAGAGAAAAAAAAUUGGCUGAUUCAUGAGGAUAUUUUAUACUGCUGCUCGGCUUUGGGAUAAACUUUUUUUUUUCGUUUUCUGUGGGAAAGGCCGCGUCUGUAUUGGUUCAGUGAAACAGGCCGUGGGGCCGAGCAAACCCAACGCAAUGGCCCAAAACAUUGUUAAACGGAGUAGGAUGACGCAUGAGCGGAUACGAUCAUGUCACGUCAGGCUAACUAGACUUGCGGUAGAAGUUGUAAUCCUAACCGAAUUGUAAAUCCUAGAUUGUAUGUGUCUACAUAUAAAGAGUACACGCCUACCCUUGA
Messenger RNA from Brachypodium distachyon (stiff brome), 2220 nucleotides. RefSeq names its product aspartyl protease family protein 1. The record is from RefSeq and is a predicted model, not a curated record. NCBI's taxonomy places the organism in Eukaryota, Viridiplantae, Streptophyta, Magnoliopsida, Poales, Poaceae. Gene Ontology annotation, molecular function: aspartic-type endopeptidase activity. The transcript is spliced from 6 exons. Gene Ontology annotation, biological process: proteolysis. The coding region runs from base 212 to 1807 and encodes 531 amino acids.